AGGCGAGGGGUCGCAGAGCCAGAGCACAGUCCGUCACGGAGCCUGGGGAGACCUUCCUCCCAUCCUGCGUGGGUGUGGGCCCCGGGGUCACAGCACACACUUCCUGCGACCGUCUUUCCUUGAGAGCGGACGCAGAGCCGUGCGGACAGAAGCAGGAAAUGGCAUCUGCAUGAUGUCAGUCCCAGCAAGGAAAGCUGCUGUGCUCGGGCACGUCAGGGGGGCGCCGACGCACAGACCCAGGGCCGCGCACGCGGGGCGCCGGGGCCGGAACAAGGAGACGUUUCCCUGGACACAGAUUCCUGCACCUUCGGAGAACAAUUUCCUAGAACUGGUGUAGAAUGCCCACGUGAUUUCAGGAAAAUGUUUGAAACAAACCCGUCAGCUGUCCUCCGGGGGUGGAAACAAGACCUCGAGAGCAUUACGCGUCCUAGGGCUCCCCUGUGAGUGACCUCACAGCCCCCGCGAGCCUGGGCUGGGGACGUGUCUCCACGGCCCCCGGGGGAGAAGUGAGGCUCGGGCGGCUGGGAGCGCAGGGCUGGGGGCAGGGCCUGGCAGAGUCUGGCGUCCGCCCUGGGGCAGAGCCUGCGGGAACCUGCCUGCUCGCGGCCACGGACAGGCCGGCCCGAUGGUGGCCGUCCGAGGGAGUCUGAGGGUUUCGCGUCCUCUCCCGAUUGCCACCUUGACUUUGGUCAAAUCGCCUGCUCUCUUGAGUUUUUCAAUCGACAGGGGAAUAUCGGUAUCUUCCGUAGGGUUCUUGGGAAGAUGGUUGGAGGAGGUGCAUUAGAAACUAUUUAUCUGGCAGGUAUGAAGGGCGUCACAAGGGCGUCUGAGAGCAGAGGAACGCUCCCUGCACAGGGAAGGUAAGAAAUCCCUGUGACAAUUCUAGUCCGUAACACACUGAGCUCGUGGCAAGUCUGAGCUGCACUGAUCAUGAAUAAUGUCGCUCGGAAAAGAUAAGGAGGCAAGCACGGACUCGGACAUGCCCACUCCGCUACCCAGAGCCUCUUCUUUGAACAAACCGACAUCCGAGCUUUCUGUUUUUCUCCCAGAAACACAAAAUGCAAAAUGAUUCCGUUGCAUUUGGUCAUUAUUCACAAAAGGCCUGGUUCCAUCUGGCUGUAGUCUUCUUUAUAUUAAUGAAAAGAUCCUUUUUAAACCCGGAAAACUUGGACGUAACAGUCUUCUAUAGUGUGCGUUCUCAGCCGGCUUGUUGGGUGCACAACCCCAGACGCGCCCCAUGGCGGACAAGUGGCGGAGCCCUUGGGGGUCCGUCCCGCGGCCUCAGCGGUGCGGCUCACCUCGCGGCCUCUCAGGUUCUUUGCUUCUUCCUCUUCGGACGACAACAGGCUCCUCCCGGGGCUGCGGACGUCACCCAAGAGGAAGAAGGCAGGAGGCGACCAGAGCAACCCGUCCUGUUGGGGAAAAGGAAAAACGCCCCAACAAAGGACACGCAGAGGCAGAGCAGAGCCUCCCUUCCUCAGGGCCCCGCCGGAGAGCCUAGGGCAGACCGAGCUCGCCAGGCGGAGUGUUCCAGGUGCUUCGGGCCUGGCCGUAGCUCUGGCAGCCUCCAAGUGUGCCCCCUACCCCCGUCUCUCAGUCUGUUCCCCGAGGGCAGCGUUAGACGUGGGAGGACCUGGCAGACUUGGGGACACAGGCGCGGGGUCCCAAGGGGCUCUGCUGCAGCGUCAUCUUCAGACCCACUCCAGGAGCCCCAGCAAGGGGCGUCCCGUGGCCACGCCAGCCUCGCCGGCCGCCCCAGGACAGGGCGUUCCCUCCACGCACGUCCCCCGAGGGUCCGCCAUCUGCAGGUCGGGGGGUCAGUGGCUCCCGAGGACAAAACAGACUCUGCCCUCGCGGGGCUCACUCAGUGUCUCUUGGACUGGACUUGGGCCGAGCAGAGAACCUUGGAAAUAAAUGAAACUCGUGGGGGCUUCUUCAGAAAGUCUACGUGGGGCGUGCUGUAGUGAGUCCGGAUCCCGGUGGCCCUCGGCUUUCCCUUGCGCCGGCUGUAGCAUGCUCUGCCCAGGAGGGUCGUCAAGAGAGGGCUGGCCCUUCUGUCCUCCCACCGGGGCGCCCGGCGUCCUGGCGGGGAGGGGAGGGCACGCGGCCCCUCCUUUGCUGAAUCCCACGCUCCUUCCUGGGUGGCUGAGUUCUGCGUCCACGAGGGAGCCGGGAGAAGGGGGUCGUGCCUCGUGCAUCUGAGGGAGCCAGAGACGGCGGUUUCGGAACUGAAUGACAGGACGAAGAGUGGGGACCUUAGAGGCUACAGAGGGUGGGGGCUCCUUUCUCCGGAACGGGAGACCCUUGGAGACAUGAGUGCUGAUGCCCUUCGCUUUGGAGGACUUGAACAGACUCGGAGUCCUCCCACGCGUGAAGGAAGCUGCAAGCCCCUGUCCUGCGCCCGGGCUUCAGGUACCAGCCCCAAAGGAAAGUGACACAGGAGGGUAUCAAGUGAGUAUCAACAGCUUCUCCCUGCGUCGCCUGCCUCCACCAACCCCAGCCCCGCUCCCCGAGGCGUGUGUGCGCGUGUGAGUGUGCACACCUCUGUGUGGUUCCCUCUGUCUCCACGCUGUGCUGGAACCUACUUUCUCACUUAAUAAAGCAUCGCACGGCGUUCUGUGGACACAUGGGUUUCCGGACAGCUGCAUGGAACCUCGGUCCCUGGCUGUGAGGUACUCACUGUCCGAUCUGGGGAGCCAUGGCCCAGGGUCUGCGGCGCACGGGAGCCCGAGCCUGCGCUGACCGCACCAACAAUGGUUACCGUGAAUGGUGUGGGAUUGCCUUUAUCUGACCCACUGUAGCUAUAAAAAUGGCAAUUGACUAUGGUUCAACAGAAACAAUUGGAAUUAGGUUCAACAUAAGAGAAUGAAAACGAAUGAUUAAAUAUUUUGUUUGAAACCCCCCUCUCUUCCUCCUCUGUCGUUCCUUAUGAUUUUCUCUUUUUCUUGCUUCCCCUCCAGCCAAGGGGGCGCAUCCUGAGCCCUAGCUCCCUGCACCCACCGGGGAAAGGCGCUGGGUCGGCUCCGCUUUCCCCUGCGGGGGGAGCAGGGCACCACCUGCGGACACGCUGGGCUGGCGCUGCCUGGGGCCUCCACCUUCGGUUCUAGACCCUCAUCCCCUCCGUCCCCCAUGACCAGGGACGGAGGGUCUCAUGACAGCGGCCAGACCUGCCCGUGGCCUGCCAGGAGAGGUGCAGCAGCCCCGGGCUGUCCCGCGGGGGACGAGCUUCCCACCGAAGGCCUGGUUCUUUGCAGCCUGGAGACGGUCUUGCUUACGGGCUCGGAAUUCCCUUGUAUUCUAAGACGAUACCGGAUCUUUAAUGUCUAAAGCAGCUCUGCCAGAUUCUUAAAAGUUCCCUGAUAUUUCUUACAGGAGAAUUCUGCUGGACG
This is a messenger RNA of Mustela erminea (ermine), 3389 nucleotides long. RefSeq lists its product as uncharacterized. The record is from RefSeq and is a predicted model, not a curated record. The transcript has 2 exons. NCBI's taxonomy places the organism in Eukaryota, Metazoa, Chordata, Mammalia, Carnivora, Mustelidae. Bases 1059 to 1964 code for a protein of 301 amino acids.